Messenger RNA from Closterium sp. NIES-65, 4275 nucleotides. Lineage: Eukaryota; Viridiplantae; Streptophyta; Zygnematophyceae; Desmidiales; Closteriaceae. The record is from the annotation of a GenBank genome assembly.
AUGAGUCGAUUUCUAAGUCGACUCGAAAAUCGACUCAUCACCCGAGGAGCAGAUGGCACAGUGGCGCCAUCCCUCUCCCAUCUUUCCCCUUCCAAUAAUUCCCUCUCACACGUCUUCCCCACCCGAGUCUCCACCCCCCAUUCCCCUCUCUCCCCGCCCUGCACCAACCCACGGGGUGCUCAUGUGGGGGACGGGUACCUGGUCCCCCACGCCAUGCUUUUGGGGUGCUCAUGUGGGAGGACGGGUAUCUGGUCCCUCACACGCCAUGCUCAGAAGCUGGAGGACCAGAUGGCACGCUGGCUCACCCCAUGUCUCCCUCCCUCUCCCCUUCCCCUCGCACUCCACAGGGUGCUCAUGUGGGAGGACGGGUACCUGGUCCCUCACGCCGUGCUUAAGAAGCUGGAGGACCAGAUGGCCCGGUUGCGCAAUUCGGCUUCUAGUGCGGGCGGGGGCGGCAGCAGCAGCAGCCGCCAGGCAGACGCUGUACCCGUUUUAGACGAGCUCUCUUACGACUGGAAGCAGCUGCACGCCACGUAUCUGAAGUUCUCGUAUCAGAUCUAUAACUACGGCGAAGGGCUGGUGGGCGUGAGUGUGGCAUCGGAGGCAGCGGAGUGGGUGUACAGCCAUGCCAAGUACCACGCUGAUACUCUCAACUCCGUGCAGAGCCAGCAUCCACCUGGCUGGGCGGAGCACUUCGCGUCUGGCAUCAAGACCAUUGCCAUAAUCCCAGUCCCGGGCGGGGCUGUUCAGCUUGGCUCUGUGCUCCUGCAUGAUAUUCACUCAACUCAGAAAGUAAACUCUUCCCACUUCUUCCCUCCCUUCCCUGCUCUCCCCAUCCCCUCCCGUCCCCUCCCCUCCUUUCCCCCUCCCCCCGCUCGUUCCCCACAACAGAUUAAGGAGGACCCGAGCAUUUCACAGGGCCUCAAAGAGAAAUUCGAGCAGCUGCAGAAGAUUCCAGGAGUCUUCCUCCCUGAUUUCAUCCCGGAAACUUCCACCACACCUGCAAGCAUCGCCAAACCGCUCCCCAUGCCACCCUCCCACCUCCCCCCGCAUCCCUCCUCCCCAUCCUCUCAUGGCCCCUCCGCCUCCCCUUCCCAUUCUAUCGCCUCCUCCCCCCAUCCUUCCACGCGCCAUACCCCCUCCAUCGCUCACCCACCUUCGUCUAGAUUAAGCCAGAAUUCUAGACCGGGUCCUCUUAGAUUCGAUCCGCCGAGAUCUGACUCUCCCAAGCGGACCACGCAGCGAGCCUUGGCGCAGCUGUCUAUCCUGAGCUCCCCGUCAGGUUCGGCAACCAUACCUGCUAUUCCGCCUUCUGCUUCCGGAGCUGCGGCUGCCGCACCCAUGGCGGGCUCUCAGUUGCCGGCCAAUCGCAAGCUGACACCUGGCGGGCGCUCGCAUUCUCUAUCAGCAGCAGACGUUUUAGCAGUACUGACACGGGGAGGAGGGGCAGGGGGGGGAGGGGAAGGGUGGGGAGGAGGGGGAGAGGGGAAGCAGAAGAGCGGAGGGGCAGCUUGCGGCAGCACGGGCGGAGCAGGCGGCACGGGGUCAGCUGGGGCAGGUGCAACUGGUGCAGGUGGUAAUGCUGGUGGUGCUGGUGGUGGUGGUGGUGGUGGUGCGAGGGAGAGGCUGUGUGGGGGUGGCGGCAGUGGCAGCUUGAAACGGCCAUGGGAGGAGGACAGUGGUGGUGGCGCGGAGGAGAUGGAAUGUGCUGGGUUGAGUGCGGUGGGCAGUGCGAGAGAGGGGAGUUCAGGAGAGGGGAUGGUUGGGGCUGGUGCGUCUGCUGCCGGUGAUGGUAAUGCUGGUGCUGGUGCCGGUGGUGCCGGUGGUGCUGGUGGUGAUGCAGGGGUUUCAAGGCAAGGGUCGGGAGGGGCAGAUGGGCAGGGCCAGGGUACACCAGGAGGGGAGACUUGUGCUGGUGCUGCCAGUGGGGAGGAACGAGCACCAGCAGGAGCGACAGCCGCAACAGCAAGGAGGCAAGGCAGCUUCGGGUCAGGUGGGCUACAGGGUCUAGAAGCCGCCUUUUCUCCCUUCGACUCGACGCAAAGGCAGGGUCUUGGGGCGGCAUUUGCAACGUUUUCGACGUCAGAAGAGGAGAGAAGGCGAGCAGAGGAGCAGUUUCGGAAGCUGGCGAGGCAGGCUGAGUUCAACGACCCCUCUCUGGCCGCUGCUGUCAAGCUCUCCCGCGCUGCCAUGAGCCGAGGGUCCUCAGGUGAAUUCUCAGGUGCUCCUGCUGGUGCGGCUGGUGGCUCUGCUGGUGCGUCUGCCGGUGGGCUGGUUUCGCCAGGUGGGAGUGGGUCCAAAGCGGUGGACUCCUCCCCACGGGUGCCUAUGGAGGUGACGAGUGCUGGGGAUAGGCUGGAUGCGAUCCUGUCCCCUGCGUUUCUAUCACCUUCGAUACAGUCACCUACACUGGGUGGAUUCGGGGGAGGGGGUGGGAGUGGGGGGACGUUGGCACAGCAGGGUCCUCUGAGGAAGCGGCGUGCAACACCGGAGUUGCAUAGGAGGCUCAGCCGAGAGUCGUUUCCCGACUUUGACCUUGAUGCUAGAUCACCUGGUGCUGCUCCUGCUGCCGCCGCUGCUGCUGCUGGUGCAGCCGCUGCUAGUAUUGGUGGUGCUACUGCUGCUGCUGGUGCUGCUGCUGGUGCUGCCAGUACUGCAUCUGCGUCCCCGUCUGCAUUUGCACCGGGUGGCUUGGCGGAUCCAUCUCCGAGCCUCGUUCGCGGGCCUGGAAGCAGGCUCGGCACCACGCUCAACCGAAGCUCGUCCUUAGGUCCGGGACCGGGAGUGACGACGCGGCGGCUGGACCCUUCAUCCGCUGCUGUUUCCAUGUCUGGAGGUCCGGCAGCGAGUUCAGGCACGGUAGGAGCUUCAACCAGCCUCGGCAAGACAGCUAGCCUCACCAAGUCAGCUAGCUUUGGCAAGGCAGCUAGCUCGUCUGCAGCGGGAGGUUCGGAAGGUGCUUCCGAGCCUGUUCCCGCACCUUCGAAAGAGGCUAUGGCGCUGGCGAUCCUAGGGCAGAUGAUGGCCGGCGGCGAUCUAACGGCUCCUGAGGUGCACAUACUAGCCACUCAGAUCACCAAGAGGGCUCAGAAAGAAUCCCAGGCGGGUUCUUCUGGAGUAGGUAGAACUGUUGUGGGUGGGUCUGGAGCUACAGACGGGACAGGAAGGGGAGGAGGAGCAGGGGGAGUGGGAAACAGUAACGGUGGUGGCGGGAGAGGAGGAGGAGGUAGAGGGGGAGGUGGAGGAGGAGGGGGAGGUGGAGGAGGAGGUGGAAGGGGAGGAGGAGCAAGUGGGGGAAGGGCAGGAGGAGGGGCAGCAGGGGGUGGUCUGGACGGGAUAAUUAAGAUGUUGGGGAAGCAGGCGGGGGCAGCAGCUCUAGCUGCGCGGCUUAGAAUGGAGCUGGAUGCAGCCGAGGCAGGGUCAGCUGGGGAAGGUUCAGCUGGGGAAGGUUCUGCUGAUGAAAGAGGUGGGGGUGCGGGUGGUAGUACCGCCGUUGCUGCUGACGUUUCUGGUAGGGCUGCUGCUGCUGGUGUUGCUGCCGGUGUAGCAACGGCAGCAGGAGGAGCAGCAACAGGAGCAGGAGGAGCAGCAGCAGCAGGAGGAGGAGGGGUAAAGCGGCCUUUGAAGGCUAGUGAUCCUUCCGAAGCUGAGAAGCAGGUUCAGGCACUGCUGCAGCGGAAGCUGAAUGAAAUGGCAGCAGGCUCGGCGCAGGCUCGGAAAGCCCUGCUGGAUCGGCUGAAGGUUGAGGUUGCCGAACGGAGGAAGGCGCUGAGUUUGAAGAGAGAGGGAGGUGAAGAGGAGGAGGAAGAAGAGGAGGAUGGGGAGGAUGAGGAGGAAGAGGAGGAUGGUAGUGAUGGUAGUGAUAGUGGUGGUUCGGACGGGAUAGACCGAAUGAUUGGUGGUGCAGGCACGGCAGCAGGGGUAGAGGGAGGAGCGGGGAGAGGUGUGGGGAGAGGAAGGGGAGGGGGUUUGGCUGGAGGUGUUGGGAAUGAGGCAAGGAUGGGAGGGGUAGCCGGGGCAGUGGGAGGGGUAGCCGGGGCAGUGGGAGGACAAGUAGACACUUCACACACUAACUCCCACAGCACUCUCUUUCUGCCAGAAGGGGAACUGCCCCCCUGGCAUUCCCAGCAGGAGGAGCUGCAUCAGCUGGGCCAGCAGCAGCAAGGGCAUGAGAGGGGAGUGCAGCAGCAGGGGUUGGAGGAUUUCAGCAUGUUUCUAGACGAUCUGGAUCUGGGUGUGGAGCUGCCUCCUGACCUUCACUUCGCAUCCGCCUAG